GACAGCGGCCAUCUUGAUAACUAAAGCAUCGUCAACAUUUAUACACUUUUACCUCGCGAUUUUACAAUUUUUUCCAGUUUAAAUUAGAUCAUAGUUUGUAUAUAGUUUUAAUAAUAGUUUGUAUAUAGUUUUCACUAGUUUGUAUAUAGUUUUCAUAUAGUUUUCUCGUCGUUUUUGGCGUGGAAAUGAGCGAGACAAGUGAGCUUUCCCUCGAGGAAGUCAACACAUGGAAGGUGGACGCUCUCAAGUUAUUUUGCCGUAAACGAAAUCUUAAAACUUCUGGAGCUAAAGCUGAACUUGUAGCCCGUGUGUUUGCAGCAUCAGAGAUGGGAAUCCAAGUACAAGCAUCGGCUAAAGAACUAAUGUGCAUCACGGAGUCUGAGAGAGCGAAGCUAUUGUUUACUCCUGAGGGCAGCAAGCUUCCCGAUCCUCUUGGGCUAAAGGACGGAUGGAUUGAUGAAAAAGAUGGGCUAACAUCAUGGCCUCCUAUAUUUCUAAGUGACAUUACGAAAUAUCUGAUGGCUGAUCAUCCUGGAAAGGAUAUUAAACUGCACGAACGGGUCAUGAAUGAGUACAAAGAGGGGAAAGCAUACCGCUUAUUUGACUCGGGCUUUCUGAAAGAAGUUUUCUACCAUGAACUAGAAAAUAUGGAUUUUUGCUUCUUGAAAGCAAAAUGUACGCAUUCGAUGAAGGUUGGUGAUACACCACAUACAUCAUGGAUUUGUUCAAGAAAAAAUGGAGAGAUUAUCAGUGCCUACUGUACCUGUACUGCUGGUAUGAGUGGUUCUUGUAUUCAUGUGAUGGCACUGCUGUUCAGAAUUGAAGCAGCAAACCGUUUGGUAUGA
Pocillopora verrucosa is the source of this 845-nucleotide messenger RNA. The record is from RefSeq and is a predicted model, not a curated record. Lineage: Eukaryota; Metazoa; Cnidaria; Anthozoa; Scleractinia; Pocilloporidae.